Messenger RNA from Penicillium vulpinum, 261 nucleotides. Its product is annotated as ATP12 ATPase F1F0-assembly protein. Lineage: Eukaryota; Fungi; Ascomycota; Eurotiomycetes; Eurotiales; Aspergillaceae. Gene Ontology annotation, molecular function: lipid binding. The record is from RefSeq and is a predicted model, not a curated record. The transcript has a single exon. The coding region runs from base 1 to 261 and encodes 86 amino acids.
AUGGAAGAUGGCGAGUAUACCCUCGCUGCUGACGAGAAGCACCGCGUGGAAGAGAAGCAGCGUUCCAAGCGCAGGGAUCGCGAUACUAUGGGCGAGGUCUACGCGCCGCAAUGGUUCGUUCGUGACCAGUGCCCUGUCACCGGCGUAUAUUCGGCCGCUUUUUUCAUAAGGUUUGAUUUUCGACGGCCUUGUUUUUGGCGCUUGGAAUUUCUGACCGAUUUAGAUCGAUUGGGCGGGGAGGCAGAUGUGGAAGCCAUAUGA